Molecule: messenger RNA, 1888 nt
Organism: Clarias gariepinus (North African catfish)
Lineage: Eukaryota; Metazoa; Chordata; Actinopteri; Siluriformes; Clariidae
Product: interferon regulatory factor 7-like
Exons: 9
Coding region: 146-1426 (426 amino acids)
Biological process (GO): regulation of transcription by RNA polymerase II; immune system process
Cellular component (GO): nucleus
Molecular function (GO): DNA-binding transcription factor activity, RNA polymerase II-specific; protein binding; RNA polymerase II cis-regulatory region sequence-specific DNA binding
Source: RefSeq, a predicted model, not a curated record
AUGCCGCUGCAUGACCAACCGGAACAACCAUAUAUGGUCAGUUCUCGUUUUAUCUACGUCACGUCGGGUAUAAACCUGCAGUUCUGCGAGGAACAAUGAACAGUGUUUUAACAAAUCGUCUGACAAUCAACUGGCCGAGAGCGAAAUGUCGAUAAUAAACAGCGCAGCGCGACCGCAGUUUGGACACUGGCUCCUGGAGCAGGUACAGUCUAUGCGCUACGAUGGACUUUACAUGAUCGACAGAGACACAUUCCGCAUCCCGUGGAAACACAACUCGAGGAAAGACUGCGGAGACGAAGACAACAAGAUAUUCCGAGAAUGGGCUGUGGUUAGUGGUAAAAUCAAUGAGUAUCCCAAUGACAAGGCAAAGUGGAAGACCAACUUCCGCUGUGCUCUCAACAGCCUCACGCAGUUUAAGAUGAUCCAUGACAACUCCAAGGACUCAGAAAAUCCCCAUAAAAUCUAUCGCAUCAUCCAUUCUGAAAACCAUCAGCAGUGCUCAAGCAAUUACAUUGAAGCCCUGUACAGCUCUACUAACAAUCAGUGUGAGGAAAUGGAGUAUGAUUUGCCAAACCACAUGGGCACCUUGCAUCUAAACCAACAGUCCACAGAAAUGCAGUAUUGGCCAGGCUAUCAACAACCUAUCCAAAACCUAGCAGAUGACCCUAACUACUGUAUCGCUCAAAUGCCAAUAUUGCAGCAGCCUUGCCUUCCAAAUAACAUUCUUGUUCCAGCACCAACUUAUGCACAACUACCCUACAAUACAGUACCCCAGCCUAUCAUCCUGCCUUCUGUCAAUGAGCUAGAGAUCACCAUUCACUACAGGAGAACAGAGAUGCUGAAGGUGCAUUGUGCAAGUCCACUUGUUCAGCUCCACUCACAAUGCGAUCAGUCAGAGCUAAGGGGCAACUCUGUGCCCUUCCCCAGCACUGCGGAGCUUACUGACCAAAAACAGGUCCAGUACACUAAGCGCCUCCUGGACAAUAUCAAGCGGGGUCUGCUCCUAGAGGUCUGCUCUUCAGGUAUCUAUGGAUUCCGCCAGGACAAGUGUAAUGUGUUUGUCAGCACCUGCGAUCCUGCUGAGAUCCACAAUCCAGAACCCAGAAAGCUGUCCCAGAACCAGAAUGAACUGCUGUUCAGCUUUGACAAAUACAAGAAAGAUCUCAUGGACUUCAAAGAGAACAGACGUGGUUCUCCUGAUUACACCAUCUAUUUGUGCUUUGGAGAGAAGUUCCCAGAUGGAAAGCCACUGGAGAGAAAGCUGAUCGUUGUGAAGGUCGUGCCCCUGAUUUGUCGUGAGUUGCAUAAGGCAGCACAGCUGGAGGGAGCUUCAUCUCUACACAACGACAACAUCAGCCUACAGAUCUCCCACAACAGCCUGUAUGACUUGAUUGAAGCCAGUUUCUCACCACCCCCAGCUGUUUAAAGUCUUAAUGCCAUAAGUUCCUCUCUGGAUUCCUGUGUUCAGUGUUAGCUUCACCCGUCCUCUCUGUCAUGCAGAAUUACUGUAUACUAAAUAUGCCUGUUAUGCUUCAAAAUGAAAUAGCAAUCUUAAACUCUAGCAGUUAGCAAAGAACUGAGCUUUUUACCUACUUUGUUAGGUUUGUUUAAUAGAAAUAUCUUCAGCUUAAACAAAAGAAGAUGGAAAUGGUUUCUUUUACAAAGAAACUACGAAUGAAAUAUAAAUUAUGAUGCUUUACUACUUCUCUCUGUCAAGGACAACCUUACUUAGGCGUUUUAUCUUUUAAUGAAAAAUUUUCUUUGCUCUGCCCAAAGUGCUAUAUUUAUAAAGCUUUCUUGUUGGUCAAUUGAAAAGAUUAUUUCUGUUACAUUAUUAGUAUAUUUUGUCAAAUGGACAAUAAAUAAAGUUUUACUACUUGAAUCUUUA